CUGCUGCAAGUGGGUCUGCCGCUGCAAGUGGUGCUGCUGCAACUGAGCGACUGUGCAUUGCACCCAACGCCACUUCUCUGUUGCAUUCAACUUAAAAUUGCUGCAACACUUGUGUAAAAAUACACGAUCAAAGUUUAUUUCCAAGGAUGUUCUAGCAACUUAGUGGAUAAAUGCACAGAACGGAGUAGCCUUGGAAUUCUGUAGCUGAGUCUCUUGUUUUCAAAGCAUGAUGAGUGAGCUUUGGACUCCAAUUGCAAAACAAUACAAUCCACUGAAAGCUGGAAGCAUCGAUGGGACGGACGAGGAGCCCCAUGACCGAGCAGUUUCCAGGGCAAUUGCAGCCAAGUACAGGCCGAAUAAGGGCGUCAUAGGAGAUCCUCACCUGACCCUCUUUGUCUCCAGGUUGAAUCCUCAGACAUCUGAGGAAAAGUUAAAAGAAGCCUUCCUUAGAUUUGGAGACAUCCGUAGACUGAGGCUUGUGCGUGACAUUGUCACGGGGUUUUCCAAAUGCUAUGGUUUCAUCGAAUACAAGGACGAGCGUUCAUUAUUAAAGGCACAUCGGGACAGCAAUAAACUAGUGGUGGACCAAAAUGAAAUAUUUGUGGAUUUUGAAUUGGAACGGAGUUUGAAAGGAUGGGUCCCACGGAGAUUUGGCGGUGGAUUAGGAGGCAAAAAGGAAUCCGGCCAGCUGCGGUUUGGUGGGAGGGAUCGUCCGUUUCGGAAGCCCUUCAGUCUGCCAGCACUGAAAGCAGAACUGUACACAGAGGGACCAGUCGAUAAACUGGAUCGAACAAGGGAUAACUGGCAGUGGGAGAGAGGUCGAGAUCGGGAGAGGCGAAGAGAGGAGCGGGGCGAGGAAAGAGAAAAGCACGAUGGAGAUAGAGAGCGAUACAGAAGCAGGGAAAGGGAUCAUAAACGCCAAAGAGAUGAAGAUCGAUAUAAAGACAAAGACAGACACCAACGCAGGGAAAGGCAUAAAACACGACGAUAGAUGCAGUUACCUUUAUUAUCCCCUGCAGGGAAAGAUGACAAUUCUCAACAAAUACUAUUCUGCCAUAGUCUGCCUAACCUUUUUAAUUGCUUAAAUGUAUGUUGCGGUGAUUUGAAAUAUUUGAUCGCCAUUCAUUUGUAACAAGGUAUGUUAUUGGAGAGUAAAUUUUCUCCGUUAUAUUGUAUUUGUACCACACAAUAUGACAUAUUUCCCUUAAGGUUUCCACUUAGUAUUUGGAUAGCAAUGAUUAUUCUGUAUUAUGCUUAAGUUCAUUUUUUAAAGAUUUUAACAAAUGGAAUGAUGAUCUAGCACCUAUGUCUGUUACUGGAUGGUGAUCAAAAAACCAAACUUUCCAUCUUGAACUUCACUGAAGUAAAUCCAAAUAUGCCUCUGCAA
This is a messenger RNA of Leucoraja erinaceus (little skate), 1387 nucleotides long. RefSeq names its product small nuclear ribonucleoprotein 35 (U11/U12) (gene snrnp35). Gene Ontology annotation, molecular function: snRNA binding; mRNA binding. Gene Ontology annotation, cellular component: precatalytic spliceosome; U12-type spliceosomal complex. The transcript has 2 exons. Gene Ontology annotation, biological process: mRNA splicing, via spliceosome. NCBI's taxonomy places the organism in Eukaryota, Metazoa, Chordata, Chondrichthyes, Rajiformes, Rajidae. The record is from RefSeq and is a predicted model, not a curated record. The coding region runs from base 227 to 991 and encodes 254 amino acids.